This is a messenger RNA of Dictyostelium discoideum AX4, 567 nucleotides long. RefSeq lists its product as hypothetical. The transcript has 2 exons. The record is from RefSeq and is a predicted model, not a curated record. NCBI's taxonomy places the organism in Eukaryota, Evosea, Eumycetozoa, Dictyosteliales, Dictyosteliaceae. Bases 1 to 567 code for a protein of 188 amino acids.
AUGGCAUUUGAUAAUAACAAUAACAAUGAAAAUGAAAAAACUCCAUUAGUACAAGCAGCAGCACCACAACCACAAGUACAACCAAUUCAAGCUGUACAAUAUAAUAAUUUACAACCACAACAAUUCUAUUACCCACCAAUUCAACAACAACAACAACAAUUUGCUUAUCAACAACAAAUCCCACAACAACAACAAUCACAAACAUAUGCUGCACCACCACCAGGUUACGUUUAUGCACCAGCUCCACAAUACCAAAUUGCACCACAAUAUCAACCAACCCCAAUCAUUGUUGAAAAAUGUCAUUCACAAAAAUCUCACACAUCUAAAGAUACUACUGGUGCUAUCAUCAUUUUCAUUUUAGGUUUCUUUGUUUCUUGUGUAUGGUUAGCUGGUUGUUUAUAUUUCAGAUCUAAAGAACCAGUUGCCAGAGGUUUAGGUAUUUUAUCAGUUGUUCUCUUUGUUAUUGGUGUAAUUGUUGCUAUCAUUGUUCUUUCAGUUGCUCUCGCUGGAUCUUCAACCUAUUCAUACUACAAUUAUUCAUCUGAAAGCAGUAGUUAUUAUUAUUAA